AUGGACAUUUCGGACAUGAAACUAGACAAAAAUUUUGAAUUACAAAAAGCUUUCGAUUGUUUGGUGAAAAAUCAUGCAGUAUGGAAAAACAAAAAGAAAAAACGGAUAGAAAAUCACAUAAAAUAUGGUAUCUUAUUAGAUGAAAAGAAGGAUGUAAAGGAUUUUGCAAACAAAAUAUCAAGUGCAUUAGAAAAUGUAUGGAAAACUCAGCACUAUGCCAUGUUGAAAAAUGCUCUUGAUAAUGUUAAUGAAGAUACAUAUGUUGCGGAAGUGUUGACACCUAUAUUAACAGCAACUUUUUCUGAAUUACCUGUUUCUGCAAAUUAUCAGACAAACUGGGGUGAAACAGAAAGUCUUUCGAGUAAGGCGCGUAAACAGGGUCAUGUGAAUAAACCAGACUUUAAGUUGCGUGUAAAACUUGGUGAUAAAAAACUCGAACUAGUAAAUAUGGAAACCAGUCGACCAGAAUUUGAUUUAAGAAAGCAAAAGUCUAAUCAUAACAGAUUAGCACGUGGUGCCAAAGAUACUUUUGAAUACUUUAGUAUUUCGAAAAAUCAAAAAAAAUUUGAAUUCGAAGAGCUGGCGAAAAUAUUUUACCUUAAUAUUAAAGGGAAAUACCUUUCUAUUCAUGUUUUUUCUCAAACGAAAGAGAAAUAUUAUUGUUUCGUAAAAAUAGAUCAGGCAGAGAUUCCCCUGUUUCAAAGUAAACCUGAAAAGGUGUAUAAACUAAUGCAACUAUUAUUAGAAUUACGG
This is a messenger RNA of Acaulospora morrowiae, 753 nucleotides long. The record is from the annotation of a GenBank genome assembly. Lineage: Eukaryota; Fungi; Glomeromycota; Glomeromycetes; Diversisporales; Acaulosporaceae.